CACACCUUACCUCAUCUUGCAGAAGAAGCUCAUGGUCCACUAUCUGCUGCUCCAGAGUCAAGGCCAGGUCCCGCCCCAUGUCACCACAGAGCACAUGAGCAACUGGCUGGUGUCUCAGAGCAAAAAAUCCCUUAGGGAGAGGGUGUGGAAGGAAACCCUGCAGGAAGGAAACAACCUCGCUCAGCUGGCCUGGGAAGUAAACACUUGCCUAAAAAUGAUGAACAUAGAGCAUGAGGCUUUCUGCAAGCUCCGCCGCUCCAUGCACCCCACCUCGCCAGCUGACAUCGAUCCUAAGGUCCACAGCAUCGUGGAAAGAGCUGUGAGGAGCAUUCUGGGCAAGCAGUCCAAUGAGCCCCAUAGCAACCUGCUCAGCCCAUCUCAGGUGGUGGUGGAGGUGGUGCCCAGGCUCCUCCUGGCCCUGUGGCUUCAGCCAGAGGAAGGCCAUUCAGAGCACCCAAUCCUAAUAAGCGGGAUGGCCGUGGGCAUGGUGGCGGCCGUAGUGGAGAAGCUAUCCUGCAUGUUAAAGGACCCUUCCCCUCACAUCCCUUUCUCCAGGGCUGCUGCUUUUGACUCUGUGCAGUCGAUCCUCGGGAGAAUCAGUCAGUCCUUCUCCACCGAUGACCUGCAGAGCCCUUUUUAUAUGAGCUCUGUCUGUGCCUUUGUGGCGGACGAGGUGCAGAGCUGCUUCCAGCCCCCUGCAGCCACCCUACCAGUUCCCCCUGUCCUCGCGGUGGCCGUUUCCACCACACUACCAGCUGACAUCCAAGCAGACCCGGCUUCUUCCCACCUGGAGGUUGUGGACAUCACCCCUAACAGAGAGGCAGAUCAGGAUUCUUCCCACCUGGAGGUUGUGGACAUCACCCGUAAGACAGAGGCAGAUCCGGCUUCUUCCCACCUGAAUGUUGAAGACAUCACCAGUAACACGGAGGCAGACCCGGCUUCUUCCCACCUGAAGGUUGUAGACAUCACCAGUAACACGGAGGCAGACCCGGCUUCUUCCCACCUGAAGACAUCACCCCACCUGAAUGUUGAAGACAUCACCAGUAACACGGAGGCAGAUCCGGCUUCUUCCCACCUGAAGGUUGUUGACAUCACCCCUAACACAGAGGCAGAUCCGGCUUCUUCCCACCUGAAGGUUGUUGACAUCACCCCUAACACAGAGGCAGAUCCGGCUUCUUUCCACCUGAAUGUUGAAGACAUCACCAGUAACACGGAGGCAGAUCCGGCUUCUUUCCACCUGAAUGUUGAAGACAUCACCAGUAACACGGAGGCAGACCCGGCUUCUUCCCACCUGGAGGUUGUGGACAUCACCUCUAACACAGAGGCAGACCCGGCUUCUUUCCACCUGAAGGUUGUGGACAUCACCCCUAACACAGAGGCAGACCCGGCUUCUUCCCACCUGAAGGUUGUUGACAUCACCCCUAACACAGAGGCAGACCCGGCUUCUUCCCACCUGAAUGUGGUGGACAUCACCCCUAAUACAGAGGCAGAGCCCAUCUCUUCCCUCUUGGAGGUUGUGGACGUCACACCUGAAGAAAGGGCUCUCACGAUGGCCGUCUCCACCACUCUGCCAGCUGACAUCCAAGCAGGGGAUGUUGCUGUGGUCAUCUCGGAUGUCACCCCACACGUCACCAAGGACGUGACACUGGAUGUUCCAUGCAGAGCUAGGAAAGGGGCAGUCCGGCGAUUAUUUUGCAGGCUUUGGAGGGCAGUGUGCUGCUGCGCCUGCCACAAGGAAGAGGAGGAACAAUAUUAAUUAUUCAUCAGACCUUCAGAAAUGGGAUUGAACCAUAGACCAUUAAAUUAUAAUUGGACUCAAUUCUGCUUUUCUUCUGUUUACUACUUAAUUUCAGAACUUUUCUAUAAACUUUCACUUUGCAAGUGUGGAGUAGGUUGUGUAAAUAAGUGGGAAACAUCCCAAUUUUAAUGCUUUUAAUAAUUUACUUGUACAUUUAAAAACAAAUGUAUUAUUUGACAACAAAAAAACAGAAGGGCGCUCAACCAAUGUUGAGUUGAAGUGCAACCAAAAUUUUUUGAAUCAUCAUAGAAAAGGAAAUAGCGCAACUCUUGCUCACUAUAAAAAAAAUGCAUUAUUUUAUUCAGGCAAGGUUAAAAGUUUAACGUUUCGGCCUAGUCUAUGAUGAUAUGCAAGUUGUGUUUGCCCAGGAAAAGGGUGACCCAGACUCACCCUGGUUCUUGAGGGUUGAAAACAGUGAAAAAUGAUCAUUAAAUAAAUGGGA
Molecule: messenger RNA, 2240 nt
Organism: Oncorhynchus masou masou (cherry salmon)
Lineage: Eukaryota; Metazoa; Chordata; Actinopteri; Salmoniformes; Salmonidae
Exons: 6
Coding region: 32-1756 (574 amino acids)
Source: RefSeq, a predicted model, not a curated record